ACUUCCGGUGCAACAUCCGGGUCAGUUCUCUUCCAUGCUACACAGAAACGGAGGCGCGACCUCACGUUGAUUCAUAAACCGCAAUAAAAUUGAUUAAAUCCACAGAUAUCAUGUUCAAACUGGAAGGACUCGGUCCUAAGAUGGACCCAGAGGAGAUGAAGAAGAAAAUGCGACAAGAUGUCAUCUCAUCUUUGCGAAACUUCCUUAUUUACGUCGCUCUCCUCCGAGCCACUCCAUAUGUCCUGAAGAAGCUGGACAGUAUAUGAUAAGAGUGUCUUCCUUCCAUCCAUCCUGAGGAUCUUCCCUGUGUCAGAGGGCGGUGUGGACCACCAUUAUUAUCAUCAUCAUCAUCAGAUUGCCGGAGGAUGACCAACAUCUCUUCAUUUUUACUAUUUACGUAACAUGCACUCAUGUUAUGUACCUCACUAGCCUGCUUAUGUUAUACUUAACACACUUUGUUAUACUAUGAAUGCUCAUUAUGAAUGUUAUUCAAUGGAAGAUAGUUUGUGUGAUAAAAUAUGAUUCAAAUUUCA
Molecule: messenger RNA, 533 nt
Organism: Doryrhamphus excisus (bluestripe pipefish)
Lineage: Eukaryota; Metazoa; Chordata; Actinopteri; Syngnathiformes; Syngnathidae
Gene: tomm5
Product: translocase of outer mitochondrial membrane 5 homolog (yeast)
Cellular component (GO): mitochondrial outer membrane translocase complex
Source: RefSeq, a predicted model, not a curated record